AUGUCGGCAACGGAAACGUCUGCCCCCCAGGGGGGCGGCAACAAUGCAAGCGAAUUUGUCCGGAAGCUCUUUCGCAUGCUCGAAGACCCGUCGCAUCAGGAUGUGGCACGAUGGGGGAAAGAAGGCGACACCUUCGUCGUGGUCGAGGGCGAAAAGUUCACCAGGUCCAUCUUGCCGAAGCACUUCAAGCACAGCAAUAUGUCUAGUUUUAUCCGGCAGCUCAACAAAUACGAUUUCCAUAAAGUGAAGCCGUCGAGUGACUGCGAAUCCUCAAGUCCCAGCGGAAACAUUCUAGAAUUCAAGCACCCCUACUUUCGCGCCGACAGCAAAGACGGCCUCGAUAACAUUCGCCGCAAGGCGCCCGCCCCCAGAAAGCCCCCGGCCGCCGAGGACUUCACAACCAGCCAGCAUGUCGGCGUCAUCUCGGAGCAACUGACUGCCACCCAGCAGCAGGUGCAGCAGCUCCAGGAGCUGUAUGCAGAUGUGUCGCAGACCAAUCGACUACUCGUCAACGAGGUCUUGGCCCUGCAGAAGAUGCUCAACGCGCAAAAGCAGGCGCAGCAUGAGAUGCUCAACUACAUGAGCCCGUACAAUGACGGCAGGAAUAGAGGGCUGAUGAACCAGCCCAUCAACUCCAACGGCACAAACGAGUCAGACGAGUCGGCCCCCGAGCUGCGCCGUGCGCGUGAGCUUCUCUCGAGCGUGACGACGGACUCUGUGACGGAUCGCGAGCUCGAGCGCCUCCACGGCACGUACGGCUCCCCAGCCGACUCGGCCACCAUGAUAACGCCCGUAUCGAUGCCCAUGCUGCAUGAUCCCAUGACGGACCUCAGCCGGUACCCCGUGUAUCCGGUUGGCCAGACGGUCGGCAUUGACCCUUUCCACUCCGAUCAUAUCCAUAAGAUACCGUAUGCCAUGCCCAACGAAGGCGGGUCCCUCAGCGUUUCCGAGGCCCCAGCGCCGGCGCCGGUGCACACCCCCGUCACGCCGGCUCCAUCCACGCCUCUGGACAAGUCGACGUCUCUGUGGGGACCCAAGAAGCCGCUCGUGUUCCUGGUCGAGGACGAUCCCACGUGCGCCAAGAUUGGCAUCAAAUUCCUCAAGUCGAUGGGUUGCGAAGUCGAGCAUGCGCAAAACGGCGCAGAGGCGUAUAGCAGGGUAAGCAGCGUCGGCCGGGAUCACUUUGACAUGAUCUUCAUGGACAUCAUCAUGCCGCGGCUAGACGGCGUCUCGGCCACCAUGUAUAUCCGGCAGCACUGCCCGUCGGCCCCCGUCAUUGCCAUGACGUCCAACAUUCGGCCGGACGAAGUCAACGGCUACUUUGAGCACGGAAUGAACGGAGUGCUGGCCAAACCCUUUACAAAGGAAGGGAUGCUAAAGUCGGUCAAGACUCAUAUGUCGCACCUCUUGAAGAACCCGCCAACUCAGCAGGAAAGCGAGGGCGGGGGAUACGUGAUCGGCAACGUUCCAUUCCUGAACAAUGCCAUCAAGUUUGACACGUCGACACCUCCUCCUGGCGCGUCGGCCACGAGCUGGUCGCCGGGCCACAUGGGGCAGGGCGGCGUGGAUCACUGCUAUGGUCUCAUGAAUGGCGGAGGCACCCAGUACGCCCUUGGCAGACCACACUAUGGGACGACGAUGGAUUCCACGCCCGGGCGGAUAUCGGACCAUGACAGCCCGCCCGAGAAACGACAGCGAGUCAGCGCGCAGGGCAACUAUGGCUGA
Molecule: messenger RNA, 1725 nt
Organism: Hirsutella rhossiliensis
Lineage: Eukaryota; Fungi; Ascomycota; Sordariomycetes; Hypocreales; Ophiocordycipitaceae
Product: HSF-type DNA-binding domain-containing protein
Exons: 7
Coding region: 1-1725 (574 amino acids)
Biological process (GO): regulation of DNA-templated transcription; phosphorelay signal transduction system
Molecular function (GO): phosphorelay response regulator activity; DNA-binding transcription factor activity; sequence-specific DNA binding
Source: RefSeq, a predicted model, not a curated record